AUGCCGAUUGAAAACUUGGAAGACGAUGGACUGGAGAAGAACCCGAAUUUCGAAUUAGCCCAGACUAAAUUUUUGUUGAGUUUAGAGGAGCACAAAAAUGACGAGAAUUUGAAGUCUAAGUUGAUGAAUGCUAUUAAAGCUGACAACAUGGCACCUUUUUACGAAGAAGUUUGUCGUGAUCUUGAAUGGCCAGUAGACACCGCACUUAUGGAAAAAAUGCGCGCUUGCAAUCGCGAGCAAUUAAAAGUUCUGGAUGAUGCUAUUGAGGAUGCUGAGCAAAAUCUUGGUGAGAUGGAAGUACGCGAAGCUAAUCUCAAAAAGUCCGAGCACUUGUGUCGUAUCGGUGACAAAGAAGGAUCUAUAUCAGCAUUUAGGAAGACUUAUGAAAAAACAGUUUCGCUUGGUCACAGACUUGAUAUUGUCUUCCACAACAUUAGAAUAGGGUUGUUUUACAUGGAUCAUGAUCAUAUCACCCGAAACAUUGAUAAGGCAAAGACUUUGAUAGACGAAGGAGGUGAUUGGGACAGACGUAACCGCCUGAAAGUCUACCAAGGAACGUACUGUAUAGCAGUUCGUGAUUUCAAGGAAGCUGCAAAUUUUUUCCUCGAUACCAUCAGUACAUUUACUAGCUAUGAACUCAUGGAUUACAAUACGUUUGUUCGGUACACGGUGUACUUGUCGAUGAUUAGUCUACCGAGAAAUGAAUUGAGAGAUAAAAUAAUUAAAGGUUCUGAAAUAUUGGAAGUGUUACACAAUAAUCAGGAUUGUAAAGAGUUCCUUUUCUCUUUAUACAAUUGUCAUUAUGCUGAUUUCUUCAAAAAUCUGGCUCAGGUUGAAGGAUUAUUACGACGAGACUACUUAAUUCACCCUCACUAUCGUUACUACGUGCGAGAAAUGCGUAUCUUAGCAUACACUCAGCUCUUGGAAUCAUACAGAUCAUUAACACUGCAAUACAUGGCUGAGGCAUUUGGUGUCACAGUCGAUUAUGUUGACUUAGAGUUGUCACGCUACAUCGCUGCAGGAAGAUUACACUGCAAAGUCGACCGUGUUGGCGGGGUCGUCGAAACUAACCGGCCAGACAGCAAAAAUUGGCAGUAUCAAGCAAUGGUGAAACAAGGGGACUUACUUCUCAAUAGAGUCCAAAAAUUAUCCCGUGUAAUUAACAUUUAA
This is a messenger RNA of Cotesia congregata, 1170 nucleotides long. The record is from the annotation of a GenBank genome assembly. NCBI's taxonomy places the organism in Eukaryota, Metazoa, Arthropoda, Insecta, Hymenoptera, Braconidae.